Sipha flava (yellow sugarcane aphid) is the source of this 384-nucleotide messenger RNA. Its product is annotated as general transcription factor II-I repeat domain-containing protein 2B-like. The transcript is spliced from 2 exons. Bases 1 to 384 code for a protein of 127 amino acids. NCBI's taxonomy places the organism in Eukaryota, Metazoa, Arthropoda, Insecta, Hemiptera, Aphididae. The record is from RefSeq and is a predicted model, not a curated record.
AUGACAGGAAUACAUAAAGGUGCAAUAUCAAUUCUUCAGAUAAAAAUUAACCACGAAAUCCUAACGUUUCAUUGCAUAAUUCAUCAACAGGCGCUUUGUGCCCAAACAUUUUCGGCCGAAAUUGUUGAGGUCAUGAACUUAUUUAAAGAUUUCCUUGAAGAAAUAGAUAGCCCGUAUUCUGACCUACUUUUGCACAAUAAAGUACGAUGGCUUUCCAGAGGUAACGUAUUAAAACGUUUUGCUUCGUGCUUGAGAGACAUAAAAAUAUUCCUCAAUGAAAAAGGCAUUAACCAUCCUGAAUUGGAAGAAGACAAAUGGUUACAAAAAUUCUACUUCACGGUAGAUAUCACAAUCAAACUAAAUGAGCUAAAUAUAAAACUAUAA